Molecule: messenger RNA, 891 nt
Organism: Pyrus x bretschneideri (Chinese white pear)
Lineage: Eukaryota; Viridiplantae; Streptophyta; Magnoliopsida; Rosales; Rosaceae
Product: transcription factor LAF1
Exons: 3
Coding region: 1-891 (296 amino acids)
Source: RefSeq, a predicted model, not a curated record
AUGGGGUGCAAGCCAUCAGAUAAGCCGAAGGCAAAGCACAGAAAGGGAUUGUGGUCACCGGAAGAAGACCUAAGGCUUCGAAACUACAUCCUCAAACACGGCCACGCCUGCUGGAGCUCCGUCCCGAUAAACGCGGACUUGCAGAGGAAUGGAAAAAGCUGCAGAUUAAGGUGGAUAAAUUACCUAAGGCCAGGGUUAAAGAGAGGGACAUUUAGCAAACAAGAGGAGGAGACAAUCCUGACCCUUCAUCACAUGUUAGGCAACAAGUGGUCUCAAAUUGCACAGCAUUUGCCAGGAAGGACAGACAAUGAGAUAAAAAACUAUUGGCAUUCUUAUUUGAAGAAGAAAGUGGCCAAAGCUGAAGAAACAAUGGAAGGUCAAAGAAAAUCCCAGUACACAAGCACUUCAAGCUCAGAAAUCUUGGAGUGUUCCCCAUCUCCCCAAAAGUCAACAACCGGCAUCAAUCCCAGUUAUGAAUCAGUGCAAAAAUCGCCGCCAUUCGAUGACUUGUCCAAAGAUCAGAGCUGUCAUUUAAGCCCUUUACCAAAGAUUAUGUUUGCUGAGUGGCUCUCCUUGGACCAUGUUCAUGGCGGGAGCUUUGCAAACAACAUCAGUGAUACCGGGGUUUCGAGGGAAGGAUUUGACCAUAGUACUACUUCAAAUAACCUGCAAGCAGAUCAUGAUCUAGGACAUGGUUUUGAGUUGAACAAUGAGGGAACAUUUGGCAGUGGUUUUCAUCAUGGGAUAAGCCAUCAUCAUGGUUCGGGUUCGGAAAUGAUCAAUUCGCAGUAUAAGUUUGAGGAACAGAUUUCAGGACCAGGGUUUGCUGAUUUUGUAGAUUUGUGUCGUGAUUUCAACUUGCAGAAUGAUGCAAUGUAUUUUUAUAAAUAA